Molecule: messenger RNA, 468 nt
Organism: Plasmodium malariae
Lineage: Eukaryota; Apicomplexa; Aconoidasida; Haemosporida; Plasmodiidae
Product: conserved Plasmodium protein, unknown function
Exons: 2
Coding region: 1-468 (155 amino acids)
Source: RefSeq, a predicted model, not a curated record
AUGAACAUCGAGUAUGUAGAGGGAAAGGAUGCCGAUGAACUUAUCAAGAAAAUUGAUAAUAAUUACAAGGAAUGUAAUAAGUAUGAUGCAUACAUUGAGGAAGAAAAGGAGGAAGAAGAAGAGGAAGAAGAACUUGACGUCAUUUUUCAGAUAAAUGAAAAAAAUAAAACACAAAAGAACCAUAAAGCUACUAUUACAAAAAGUAGUCAAAAUAAUAAUAUUAAUAAGAAAGAAACUAAUCUAGGAAUAGACAACAUUAAGAAUAUUAUUUUAAAAAAAAAAUUAGCUCAUAAUGAUAAAAAUAAAAGAUGUGGAAAUUUUCAAAAAGGAAAUAACAGGAAUAUGUUCAUUAAUCUAAGUGUUAGGAAGAAAAGGAUAGUAGAAAGCAGCGACGAAUCCGAUGAAAAUGAAACAUCAAUAACAAAAAAAGUUGACUAUGUAAAGAAAAGAAAGAACCAAAGAAAGUGA